CGCGUUCCGGGUGACGUCACGGGCGCGCCCACGCUCCGACGCAAAGCAGGGGCUUUUUAUUCGGAGCCCAGGAUUGUCCCUUCCACGGACGAGACUUUUUUGUGACCCGACCCCGUUUGAUCUCCCGUGCCAGGCGGCUUCCUUGGAAGCGGCGGCAGCCGCGCUUAGUCGUGCAAAAAGCGGCCAGGGUAAAGGACGGGAACGCAACUUUAGAUUGCAACUGGAAAGCACAGCAGGGGCCUUCCGGUUGGUCAUCACGUGAGCGGAAGAAGGGAACCUUUUAGCCCCGGUGCUCGGGCCUCACGGACGGCUGCGAACGUUUCUCAUCUUUGUGAUUGGUCCAUCAGCACGUCCUUAAUUUUCCGAUUACGAAAGAGAGGGGCUUGUGGAAGCGAAGGAUCAUGAUUGGGCCACGUUGGACACGCCCCCUCCCGUUGGACCCGCCUUUACCGCCUGCUUCCUUCCCAUUGGUGCGAAUAGUGCUACUCGCGGAUUGGAGGAAGGGAACCCGGCUGAGUUGAAGAGCCGAUGGCGGCGUCACUUGCGGGGAAGAAAGUUGUGUUCGUUACUGGAAAUGCUAAGAAGCUAGAAGAGGUGGUGCAGAUCCUGGGGGAGAAGUUCCCCUGCGACUUGGUCCCGCAGAAAAUUGACCUGCCGGAAUACCAGGGGGAGCCGGAGGAGAUCUCCAUCCAGAAGUGCCGGGAAGCGGCCAGGCAGGUCCGGGGGCCCGUCUUGGUGGAGGACACCUGCCUCUGCUUCAAUGCCCUGGGGGGCCUCCCGGGCCCCUACAUAAAAUGGUUUCUGGAGAAGUUAAAGCCUGAAGGUCUCUACCGACUCCUCGCGGGCUUUGAAGACAAGUCAGCCUACGCUCUCUGUACCUUCGCGCUCAGCACCGGCCAGCCCGAAGAUCCUGUAGAGCUUUUCAAAGGCCAGACCUUCGGCCAGAUCGUGGAGCCUCGGGGUUGUCGGGACUUUGGCUGGGACCCUUGUUUCCAGCCUGACGGCUAUGAGCAGACGUAUGCCGAGAUGCCCAAAGCUGUAAAGAACACCAUCUCUCACCGGUUCCGAGCCCUCCGUGAGCUACAGAGCUACUUCCUGCAGCCAGGCUCCGCGAGGGCCCAGGAGGGUGUGCCACAGAGGGGAGAGGGGGAGGGGGCGGCAUGAAGGACCCCAGGGACCGUGUGGAGGGACAUGUGGGCCCUCCUGGAUAAAAGUAUUUCAUUAAUCUCA
This is a messenger RNA of Sarcophilus harrisii (Tasmanian devil), 1230 nucleotides long. RefSeq names its product inosine triphosphatase (gene ITPA). Gene Ontology annotation, biological process: nucleoside triphosphate catabolic process. Gene Ontology annotation, molecular function: nucleoside triphosphate diphosphatase activity. The record is from RefSeq and is a predicted model, not a curated record. NCBI's taxonomy places the organism in Eukaryota, Metazoa, Chordata, Mammalia, Dasyuromorphia, Dasyuridae. The transcript has 8 exons. Gene Ontology annotation, cellular component: cytoplasm. Bases 529 to 1164 code for a protein of 211 amino acids.